AUGCCUUUCGGCCCUGGGGCCUCCCCCCAGCGCCCCGGUGGCGGAAUGAUGGUAGGGGGGCCCCCCUCCCGAGGCCACCCGGGGGCUCCAGGGGUCACCAUGGGGGGCAUGCCGUUCGGUGGCCGGAUGGGCGGGGCCCCCUUAAUGGGCAUGGGUGGGGGGCCCCAUACGUUUGGGGGGCCUCCCCCCAUGGCGGGCGGCGCCCCCAUGGGACCUCCCGCCCCCAUAAGUGCGUCCGUGGCUCCCAUGGGGGGCCCCAUGGGGGGCCCUGGGGCUGCCUGGGGUCCUGUGGCUCCCGAGAUGGCUGCGGUGGGGAUGACGGCCGUGAACCUGAAGAGGCUGAAGUACCUGCAGCCUCGCGCUGUUGAUAGCUCCAUUCCGCCGAACUGCACGAUCUACGUGUCAAACAUAAAUGACAGGAUCAAGCUCAAAGAGCUGAAGGAGAAUCUCAAGUCUAUGUUCAAACAAUUCGGGGAAAUACGGCAGAUUGUCGCCAUGGGUUCAUUCUGGCGCAGAGGGCAGGCAUGGAUUGUGUUCAAGGAUGAAACUGCGGCAACAACGGCCCUCAAUGGAAUGCAGGGGUUCAUAUACCACGGCCAGCCGCUUCAUAUCAACUACGCGUUAGCGAAGAGCGACCUAGUAGCCAAGGAGGAUGGGACCUUCACUGAGAGGCCCUCAGGCCCUCGCAAGCCUCGCCGAGUUCGCGAAAAGGAGGCGCAGCAAAGAGCACUGUUUCUGCAGCUACAGCAGCAAUACCUUGCCUUGAAAGGACCUGGGGGCCUUCCGCCGCAAGCCACGGGCUCUACCGACCCGGCUGCCCUUGUGGCUGCAGCUCAGGCGCGGCAGCAGCAACAGCAGCAACAGCAAGCAGGAGCCGACACCACAGCGGCAGGGGCUUCACAAGGCAGCGCGGAGGGGCUCGUCGAUAUUCGCGCCAUUCUCUUCAAGAAGGUGGCAUUCGUCGAAUACGCCACUGAGGAACUCGCCACAAAGGCGCUCAACAGUCAGCCCUCCCCUUUUUGGCCACCUCUCAGUGAAUCUACUCCUCGGUGGGAGCCUCAAAAAGCCUUCCAGCUCAGUGCGCAGCCGUGCGCGGGAAUUCUUAAUGCCAAUUUCCUUAACCCCUACUCUUUAUGUACAGACUAG
Messenger RNA from Cyclospora cayetanensis, 1146 nucleotides. RefSeq names its product U1 small nuclear ribonucleoprotein A. Lineage: Eukaryota; Apicomplexa; Conoidasida; Eucoccidiorida; Eimeriidae. Gene Ontology annotation, molecular function: RNA binding. The transcript has 7 exons. The record is from RefSeq and is a predicted model, not a curated record. The coding region runs from base 1 to 1146 and encodes 381 amino acids.